GCGGAAGCGGUCUCCGUGUAGCUGUCCACGGGGCGAAGAUGCUGCGUUCACUGUGGCUGCGGCUGUGCCUGGGGCUCUGCAGCGUCCUCGUGGAGCCGGCCGAGGCCCCGCACCCCGGAGAGCCGCCGGAGCGGAGCCGGCCGUACGCGGUGCUGCGCGGGCAGAACCUGGUGUUGAUGGGAACCAUUUUUAGCAUCCUGCUGGUGACCGUCAUCCUUAUGGCUUUUUGUGUCUACAAGCCCAUCCGUCGCCGGUGACAGCCAAGCAAGAAAGUCCUGCUACAAGAAAGCCUUGUUCUCGUGAACAGGAUUAAGUUGUGUUGCACACAGGCUAGUAGAGAAGUUGGAAUCAGAAUCUUGCUACUAGGAAAUGACCUUUGAUCUGGACAGGUAGUAAAUGCUAACAAUUCAGAAAAGGUACCUAGUAACCUCUUUGGUUACUGGCUGAUGAGUCUGCUUCAUUUUAGUGUCUGACUACACUUGUUAACAGUGAGACCUGAAGCUCCAAGAUUCAGUGUAAAGCUGGAGUGUUCACAAGAAAGAACCCAUGGUGACCUUGUGUCCGUGUCCACACUGGAAAGAACUAAUCAUUGAUGCUUGCAAUAGUAUGCAGAGGAAGACCUAACAUAUAGACAUUCCCUGCUUUCGAGCCAUUCUGUCACUGUGAGCUAAGACUCACCCAUGCUUUUUACUGUAUUAGUUGACCUAGAACAUAGUUCAUUGCUGCUCACCUGUAUCGGGGUCUGCCUUUGAUGCUCCCCACAAAAGUCAGGGUUGCAUUGUGGGCCUGUAAUCAUGUGCCCUCUUGACUUGGAAGGCCAUGUUGGACUGGAAAUACUACUAGGUGAGCCAUCAAAAACAACUCCCUCCAUCCCACUCAAGCACACUGGUCUUCCUGCCAGUCCACAGCCUAACACAUGGGGCAGCUUUUCAGAUUGGGAACCUUAAGCUGAGUGGCCGGAGCCCCUUUCAGCCCUGGGUAUGGAGGCCUCAACCAAGAAUGUGUCCACCAUGCCGGCUGGGGUGUUUACAGAACCUCAACUUUGAAAAUGCUGCUGGGACAUGUGCUGCUGGUGAACUGUUUUCUUCACACUGAUGCUUUCAAACUUACAUAGCGGUGAGUGGUAUGUAUUUUAAAGAUGCUAAGUUUGUUGCAGGACUGGAACCAUAAAUCUUGGGCUAUACCUAGCAGUUGUUAAUUUUUUUAACAGCCUACACUUAAUGUGAAGUAACUGAUGAGGGAUAAUUAAAUACUGUAGCUGUCACGAUACUGUAACUGCCAGGAAACUGCAUGUGUUAGGACUUUGCUUCUAACCUGAUAAACUUGUAACAUUGAGCCACUGAAAUGUUCACUGUUGUGCUUUUAAGCAAAAUGUCAAUUAAAAUUAAAGUGAAAUCCUA
This is a messenger RNA of Jaculus jaculus (lesser Egyptian jerboa), 1400 nucleotides long. It is a transcript of the gene C13H12orf76, whose product is annotated as chromosome 13 C12orf76 homolog. The transcript has 2 exons. The record is from RefSeq and is a predicted model, not a curated record. The coding region runs from base 39 to 257 and encodes 72 amino acids. Lineage: Eukaryota; Metazoa; Chordata; Mammalia; Rodentia; Dipodidae.